AUGCAAACGGUUAGUGCCAUAUUCAGAGAGCCGGUGCAACAAGUUCUGGAGAAAGUUAAAAAUGAGCCUUUCUUCAAAUGGCCGAGUAAAAUGGUCGGAGACUCCUCAAAGCGCAACCCGAACCUGUAUUGUCAUUAUCAUCAAGACCACGGGCAUACCACCGAGGAUUGCAGGAAUCUAUGGAAUCACCUGGAUCAGUUGGUUCGAGAAGGAAAGUUACGCCACCUUUUACGCCACUCCAGCGGUCAUCUGGGCCAGGCAGUUCAAGAGCCUCGGAAAGAUGUAUCUUUUAGACCUCCCAUAGGGACGAUACACAUCAUCCUCGCUACCCCAGGGAGAAUCGGCUCUUUUCCCUCUAGGGUACUGUCCGUGGCUCGGCUCCCCGCCAAAGAUGGUGGGAUGGAGUCCAAAAGAUCUAAAAAGGGAAACUCACUAAUGUUGGGGUUCUCGGAUGAGGAUAAGGGGGGAACUAUCCAACCUCACGAUGAUGCUUUGGUAGUUACAUUGAGGAUUGGAGGGUUCGACGUGAAGAGGGUACUAGUAGAUCCGGGUAGUGCAGUGGAAGUGAUGUACCCUGAUCUGUACAGGGGGCUGAACCUAAAGCCUGAGGACUUAAUGGCUUAUGACUCUCCUCUUAUAAGUUUUGAAGGGAAGACUGUCAUACCAAAAGGGCAAAUCAGAUUACCCAUACAGACCGGAUCAAAGGUAGUGGAGGUGGAUUUUAUCGUGAUCGACGCCUACUCACCCUACACGGCCAUAGUAGCCAGACCUUGGCUCCACGCCCUAGGAGCUAUGUCUUCUACACUUCACCAGAAGGUAAAAUACCCGUCGAGGGGCCAAGUAGAAGAGAUUGGUGGAGAUCAAACCAUGGCUAGGCAAUGCAUGGUAGCCGUCAUCUCACACCAGUCCAAUGCCGAGUCCUCGGCUUCUGUGAAGAACUUAUAG
Molecule: messenger RNA, 945 nt
Organism: Quercus robur (English oak)
Lineage: Eukaryota; Viridiplantae; Streptophyta; Magnoliopsida; Fagales; Fagaceae
Exons: 1
Coding region: 1-945 (314 amino acids)
Source: RefSeq, a predicted model, not a curated record